Molecule: messenger RNA, 1032 nt
Organism: Humulus lupulus (European hop)
Lineage: Eukaryota; Viridiplantae; Streptophyta; Magnoliopsida; Rosales; Cannabaceae
Product: tetraspanin-11-like
Exons: 1
Coding region: 195-1001 (268 amino acids)
Biological process (GO): auxin-activated signaling pathway
Cellular component (GO): plasma membrane; plasmodesma
Source: RefSeq, a predicted model, not a curated record
UAUAUAAAUAAAUUGUAUGUUGUAAAAGGUUGAAAAGAAAUUACGUGAAGAACCGUUUGAUUCGCAGUUCUCCUCUAAAACAGUUACCAUUCCCAAUCCCAACAAACACUCUCCCUCAUCUCAUCCCUGUCUUUCUCUUCUCCGAUCAUUCUCUCUCCGAAACUCCAACCUUAAUUCCUCAAAACUCGACCACAAUGUUCCGCGUAAGCAACACCGUAGUGGGUCUCCUAAACGCAUGCACCCUUCUCGCCGGAGCAGCAGCAAUCGCCACAGCAAUCUACCUCCGAUUCCACUCCGGCACCGAUUGCGAGAAGGCACUCCAGAACCCUCUGCUCCUCCUCGGCGCCUUCUUCUUCGUGGUCUCGCUUCUGGGGUUGGUCGGAGCAUGUUGCAGAAUCAACUCCCUUCUCUACGCCUACCUCUUCCUGAUGUUCUUGAUGAUACUGGGUCUCAUCGGUUUCACCGUCUUCGCUCUUCUCAUCACCAACAAAGGCCUCGGCCAAGCCAUCUCCGGCCGCGGCUACAGAGAGUACCGACUCGGGGAUUUCUCUCACUGGUUGCAGAACUACGUCGUCAACGACCACAACUGGGCUGAUAUUCGGAGUUGUUUGAUCGAGGCUCGUGUUUGUAGCAGUACUGAUGAUGAUGAUGAUGAUCUUCGUAAUAAUAAUAAUAAUAAUCUCUCCCCUAUUGAGUCCGGUUGUUGUAAACCGCCGUCGUACUGUGGAUUUCAGUACGUGAACUUCACGUUUUGGGAGGUUCCCAAGUCUGGUCCGGCGGUGCCCGACACCGAUUGCCGGACCUGGAGCAACGAACGGAGUUCGCUCUGCUACGACUGUAAGUCCUGCAAGGCCGGAGUCUUGGCCAAUAUUCGAAAGGAGUGGAGGCGUUUCGCCAUUUUUAAUAGCUGUGUUCUUGUUGUGAUCACUGUUGUUUACUGCAUUGGUUGUUGUGCUACGAGGAACAAUAGAUCUGGACCUCGUUCUAAGUUUAGUUUAUAGAAAUAAUUAAUGUUAUUACAUAUAUAUAUAU